Molecule: messenger RNA, 1629 nt
Organism: Aureococcus anophagefferens
Lineage: Eukaryota; Pelagophyceae; Pelagomonadales; Pelagomonadaceae
Exons: 3
Source: RefSeq, a predicted model, not a curated record
GGACUUCAACCAAACUUAAUUGAGGAGAGAUGAGAACCCAAAUCCACUGUUGGGCUGCAUCCGAUGGAGGCGUGCUGCGCGCUGCAUCCGGAGGCUGCGGAGCCACCGGUCCUGCACCACCACCACCAUCGUCGUUCUCCGUCGGCGCCGCCGGCGCUGCUCGCGGUGUACGACGGCGGCGGCGACGACGUCGGCGCGUACGCGGACAUCUCGCCCUCGGCGGCGGGCCCGCGUCGCGAGGCGUCGGAGGCGGCGCUCGAGGCGCGGCUCGCCGCGGUCGAGGCGCGGCUCGAGGCGAAGGCGGCGCCGGCCGACGCGGCCGGCGGCGGCGACGCGGCGCCCCUGGGCCACGGGUACACGUUCCGCGUCCAGACCAUGCUGCUCUACGACGCGACGUCGCCGACGCUGCUCCUCCACCUGGGCGCGUGCGUCGCGGUGAAGAUGCUGCAGCUCGUCGCGCUGCAGGCGGUCUGGCAGACCAUCUUCUUCCCCAUGGACUUCCAGCGCCGCGUCGCGGGCGACGACGCCUUCGACGACGGCUACCCCGCCUUCCAGGGCGGCAUGCCCUUCCCCGUGGACUACCAGUCCCUCUUCUCGAGGCACAACCACAACGGCGGCGUCGGCGUCGACGGCGUGAACUGGGUCGUCCUCUUCGUGCUCGUCUUCUGCAGGGCAGCAAAAGGGUGCGACAUUCCCAACUUCAAAGGCUCCUAUCUCGGCCGUUUUCCACUCGUCUUCUGCUGCUUCUGCGCGACGCUCGCGACGGUGCCGGAGCUCGACAGCGUCAAGGCGGGCUUCCUGCUCCUCGCCGAGCGGGCCCACGCGUGCCUCGUCGACCGGAGCGAACUCAGUGGCGACGUCGCGUUCCGCCUCGCAAUGUGCUUCCUCGUCCACCUCCUCCGCGUGACGCUCUUCUGGUAUUAUUUGGACAUCCAGGCCCAGCUCUUCGGCACGACGGACGGGCCCCUCGACCUCCUGCUCAACUCGCUCGCGCUCGGCUUCGUCCUCGAGGUCGACGACGUCAUCACCUACGACGGGCCGAGCUCGAACCUCUUCGGCCUCGACCUCUCGGAGCGGCACCGCGCGGAGGCCUCCGAGCGCGGCGCGCGGGUCCGGGCGACGCUCGCGGCCGCCGCGGCCCACGUCCGCGGCGCCGGCGCCCGCGUCCGCGGGGCCUACUUCGCCAUCCCGACGGCGUGCACGCUCGCCGUCGGCUCGGCGACCUUCCUCAUCUCCUUCAAGAUGCAGCGCUACACGACCAACGGCGACUUCGUCACCAUCGACGACGACUCGCCCCUCGGCAAGAAGCACCCGCAGCUCACCCACCUCUACAACUGGAUGCUCUACGUGGCGCUCGCCGCGAUCGUCGUCAACAUCCACUCCGUCGCGUUCAUCGUCGCCGAGUCCUACGACCGGGCCAAGCACCGACGCGCGGAAAUCGCCGUCGCCGUCGGCCGCGCGCUCUUCGACUUCCACUUCUGCGCCCUCUUCCGCGUCUGCGUCGUCCAGUACCUCAUCGGCCGGCUUUUCAUGUUCAACCAGAGCACGACGACCUUCUCCCUCGACUUCUGGAAUACCCUGAACCCCGCGCCCGACCGCGCCAACGGCUCCGACGCAUAAGGCCCGGCG